AUGGACCCGCUGCAAGGGAGAGGCGGCGCUGCCACCAACAUUUUCGGGCUCGCCACGUUCGAGCACGCCGGCAAGUUGAAGAUUCUGGUCGCUACCCGGUUGGAGCUCUACAUUGUCGAAGCCGUCGAAGCAUACGGCGGGGUCAAGUUCCGGUCAUUCCCCUUCCCCACGCCUCACAACAACCAGAUCCUCGCCAUCGACUCGUUCACCCGUGGCCCGCAGAAGGCGCCCACUAUCACCAUCGUCGUCGCCUCUCCCGAGGGCAAGGCGCUGCUCAUCGCCUACGGUCUCAGCUCGACCGCGUCGGUGCCCCUGAUCACCCUCUCCAACGACAGCUGCGCCAUUCCGCUCGACUUUAUGCCGCUCUCCCUUUCGCACACCACGCUGUACGAUGAGCAGGGUGAUGACCAGGAGGUCGUCCUGGUCUCGGGCUACGACAACAAAAUGCACCUCUUCCAACAGACGUCAGAACCGGGCGCCUUGACGGAAUGCGAGCCGAGCCUGCGUGACUCGGUGCUGCCUGAGUUUGCAGAGCCGCCCGGGCCACCACUGUGUGUGGACAUCUGGCAGGCGCCCGGCAUCCGCGUGACGGCGUACGGCUGCCACAGUGGCCAGGUGUGUCUCUCCAUAACCAACGAGGCGGGCACCACGCACGAGGAGGCCGUGUUGGAGGGUCCGAUCAGUAGCGUCAAGAUAUUCAGCCCGCGGUCGUCGAGGCAGUGCCGCAGCAUCGGCGCCGACGAGGAGUGCAUGCACCCCGAGGUGCUGAAGCUGCACAAGAACAUGGAGCAGGCCUCCUCCGAGCACCCGCCACCAUCAUCUCCCGCUUCGUCGUCGUCUUCUUCUUCAUCUACGGCCUCCUCCUUCACCCUCUCCACGUCGGAUUCGUUCACUCUUCCUUCCGACGCCGGAGGUGAUCCGGCCGCUUCUUCUCCCGCUUCUGCUUCGUCGUCGUCGUCGUCUUCUUCUUCUUCACAGCCCUCGUUCUCCUUCUCCUCCUCCGCUCCCCCUCUCGACGACGUGCACCUGGUCGUCGGCGGGGCCUCAGGCUACGCCAUCGUCUACCACUCCAUCAUCAAAAACGGGCUCAACCAGCCGCUGCAGCUGGAGCAGUCGGAGGCGUUCGAUUCGGUGCUGUCGUGCGAGGUGACGGACAUCGACUGGGACGGGUGCCUCGAGAUCCUGAUCACCACCUUCUCCCAGGAGCUCCUCGUCUACAAGCUCACCCCGCCCCCCUCCUCGCCACCACCCCAGUACGCCCCGUCCCUCUCCCAAUCGUAUGAUUCUCCUCGUAUCGACGAUUGA
Messenger RNA from Acanthamoeba castellanii str. Neff, 1305 nucleotides. RefSeq lists its product as uncharacterized. The coding region runs from base 1 to 1305 and encodes 434 amino acids. Gene Ontology annotation, biological process: cellular response to amino acid starvation; negative regulation of TORC1 signaling; actin filament organization. The record is from RefSeq and is a predicted model, not a curated record. Lineage: Eukaryota; Discosea; Longamoebia; Acanthamoebidae. Gene Ontology annotation, molecular function: actin filament binding. The transcript has 11 exons. Gene Ontology annotation, cellular component: lamellipodium; actin cytoskeleton; KICSTOR complex.